Molecule: messenger RNA, 7006 nt
Organism: Syngnathoides biaculeatus (alligator pipefish)
Lineage: Eukaryota; Metazoa; Chordata; Actinopteri; Syngnathiformes; Syngnathidae
Gene: alpk3a
Product: alpha-kinase 3a
Exons: 14
Coding region: 234-6533 (2099 amino acids)
Biological process (GO): cardiac muscle cell development; protein phosphorylation
Cellular component (GO): nucleus
Molecular function (GO): protein serine/threonine kinase activity; ATP binding
Source: RefSeq, a predicted model, not a curated record
GGCCCUGCUGGCAACACAUGUGCGCCCAUGAUUUGGAGCUCCAGAGGCUUUCUUCGCAGACACGGGGCUCCAAAGAAACACACGUCUCAAUGGGGCUUUUUUUAUGAAUAACAAAAUUCUUCUACAAUCCAAGGCAGUGAAUUUUGGCCAGCUGAGGACGUGACUAAGGAUUUUUUAAUUUACAUUUUGGGGAUAGUGGAUUUCUCAACUUUGGUGAAUAACUGCAGUCCACGAUGACUUCCAGGAGGCCGAUGACACGCUCUUUUUCUGCCAACGGGAGGACCAGCAGCUUUAGCGAAGAGGACAGCAGCUCUCUAAAUGGCCGCACCGAAACCCGCAAUAAUUACCUCUCAAAUGUUAGGCCGGAAAACAGGAGCACCUUGUGCACUGUCAUGGCUCAGCUCACCGAGGACAUACAACCAUCCUUUGAGACCACCUUGAAGUCAAAGGCCGUGUCAGAAAACUGUAACGUCAAGUUCACCUGUGUUGUAUCAGGUUACCCAGCGCCAGAACUGAAAUGGUAUAAGGAUGAUAUGGAAAUGGACCGUUACUGUGGACUUCCAAAAUAUGAAAUCCACAAAAAUGGGAAACUUCACACCCUCCAUAUUUACAAUUGCACACUGGACGAUGCGGCUAUCUAUCAGGUAUCAGCGAGCAAUAGCAAAGGUAUUGUCUCCUGCUCAGGGGUUUUAGAAGUAGGCACCAUGAGUGAGUUCAAAAUCCACCAAAGAUUCUUUGCCAAGCUCAAGCAGAAAGCAGAGAAGAAGCGUAAAGAGUUGGAUGAGCUGAGCAAAAAGGAGGUCAAGGACAAUAUUCCGGCAGAGGAACUGCACAUUAGUCCUGAGCCACCCCCAAGGAAACGACCAGUCCCGCUAGCGGAGCCGGUCCAAGUAGCUAAUGAGCAUGAAACUGUGGAGCAGCUGCGCACUGCUGCAGGAGCCAAUGGAGUUAGCUUUGACGUCAAAGAAACAGCCUCUGCAAUACCUUUGGACAAUAAUCUGCCGAAGGACAUACCGGCCCCUGAGGACCUCGUUGCCAAGAAGAAACCAAAGAUCGCCAAUGGCCUCAAUGCCGCCGUUAACGGCACCACAAACAGCAAUAGCGUUAGGAGCCUUUUGAUCACAAAUGGAGGUGACAACUGUUAUGACGGUGGAAUCAGUUUGGCACAGUUUUUAUCAGAGACUCUUCAAACGCAGACUGGCGAAGACAGCGAAAACUUACCACAGGUAGAAAAGAUGCAGGAGAUGGACGUAUGUAUCAAAAAUGCAAGUACAGAUAAAGAAGGACGACUGGAGGAGUUACAAGCAGAAAAGAAAGAGCAUGAAACAGCAAAAGAGCAAGAGAACAUGAAAGAAAUAGAGGUGGUCAUAGAAAGGGAGAAAGAAAAGGAAAGGUUACAAGAAGUGUCACAUUUACAAGAACACCCUAAACACCACAGAAAAGCACUCAAGGAUCAUGAUCAUCAUAACCUUCAGUCAUCCAUCUCCUCCAUGUUGCACACAGUCAAAGAUUUCUUCUUUGGGAAGGGAAAAAAAGACUCUCAUGAAUACACUGAAAACAAAGAUAAAGAACAUGACCAUGCGCCCAAAUUCUCGCAGCCUAAAUCUACACAAUCACAAACACCUCCAUCGUAUCGGCUAUCCAAAAAACAUCGGGCAGAGGUUGACAAAGCUCACAUGGACCAAGUUGUACCUAUGGAAAUUGAUGAGUCGAAUGAGCCUUCAAGGUCUGUGGAUGUAGAACAACACUCGGUGUCAAAGAAACUCUCGACAGCACAAGAAUGUAAAGUGAAAGAUGAGGCUGUAAAGUCACCAGUUAUGGAAUUACCCCCUGGGAGACCAAAAGAGCCUGCAGGACAAAGUAAGCAUGAGACUGGGACUCGGGUGCAUAACAUGGAGGUAUCAGCAGGUGAAGCAAUCAGAGGUCCAGGUCAACAAACGUCAUUGUCCGGUCUUCAAGUUCUCAAAAAGGCUGAAGAGAAAGAUACUGAGGCAGUCAAAAGUGCGGAUAAGGUUCUCUCACACCAACAAGAGACAGAUACCCUGAUAGGUUCACCGCUGCCUCACCACCCUCCUGGAGACGCUACAGCUGUACCCAGGGACAAUAAGUUUCUCUCCCCAGCCAGCCAAAGUUUCCCUCAACCAUCCAGCCUUUUAAAAGAUAUUCAAGCUCCUUCUCUCAGCGUUAUCUCAGCUAUGGAGACAAGUAGCCUCUGUGUGACCCCCACUUUGCAAAGUGACGAUAUCAAUGUUGACGAGAUAGGUGGCGAUAAUAAACCUAACAGUGAGGUGGACGACCCUUCCAAGAAAUUAUGCGUGGAAACUAUAGAGAAUGUAAAACCACUACCCCCUCCCAAUAUCAACAGACCUCAGGUGCCUGUAUCAACAGCACCUUCCCUGGAAAAGGCUAAACCUGACAAAGAGGUUAACUACCCUACCAAAAAGUUAUGUGUAAAAACUGAAGAGAGGUUAAAGAAGUUACCCCGCCCUGAUAUAAACAGACCCGAGGUGGCUGUAUUAACACCUUCUUUGCUAGAAGAGGGUGAACCUGAAAAAGAGGAGAACUACCCUACCAAGAAGUUAUGUAUAACAACUGAAGAGAGGUUAACAGAGCUACCUCGUCUUGAUGUAAACAAAUCCAAGGUAGCUGUAUUGACAACGUCUUUGCUAGAAGACGGUAAACCUGAUAAAGAUGUGAAUUUCCCUACCAAGAAGUUAUAUGUAGGAACGGAGGAGAAAUUAAAAGACCUACCGCGAACCAAUAUAAACAGACCCAAGAUUGCUCCAUUAACACCAUCUUCGGCAGAAAAGGGCAAAUCUGACAAAGAGGUGCACUAUCCUACCAAGAACAUAUGUGUAGAAACUGAAAAGAAACUAAAGGAGCUACCUCAGGUGGCUGUAUUAACACCAUCUUUUCUGGAAGAGGGUACACUGGAUAAAGAGGUGAACGAUCCCACCAAGAGGUUAUGUGUAGAAACUGAAGAAAAGCUAAAGGAGGUACCUAAGGUGGCUGUACUAACACCAACUUUGCUGGAAGAGGGUAAACUGGAGAAAAAGGUGAACUACCCUACCGAGAAUUUAUGUGUAAAAACUGAAGAGAAGUUAAAGGACCUAACAUGUCCUGACAUCAACAGACAGGAGGUGGCUGUAUUAACAUCAUCGUUGCUGGGAGAGGGUAAACCUGACAAAGAGCUGGAGUACACUUCAAAGAAAUUCUGCGGAGAAAAUGCAAAGGAACUAAAAGACCCCCCCCGUCCCAAUAUAAACAGACCUGAGGUGGUUAUGUUAACACCGACUUCACUGGAAGAGGCUGUCAGGACAAGGGAAAUUAAAACACCCAUUCAGAUACUUGAGUCUAAUAUGGAUGUACACAGUUCACAGCGAGAUCAUGUAAAGGAGGCUGAAGGUGUUUUCAGUCAGGAAAUGAAUGUAGGAUUUUUACCUGCCACAGCCCCCAAGAUGGGUGACCUAAAAAUGUGGUCUGAAUGCGUAUGUUCUUUAGCAGAUGAAAGCAAAGACGACUUAAAACUGAGACUACCUCAGAGUUCAGAGUCUGAUUUUAAAAAGGAUGAGACAAGAAGUGAAAGGAAGGAAAGAGUUAGUGUAGGAAAUGUGAACCAUCCGAAAGAACAAAAGCAGGUGAUCGUACAAUUUACCGAAACGAAUAAUGAAGUUUUGGAAAUGGUGACAGAAGAAAAUAAACCACUUGCAGAAGCGAAUGAGUUGAACAAAGAGUCAGUCAAGAUCAUGACAGACAUGAAAGAUCAUAAGCAGGCUGAAAUAAGUGUUCGGGAAGACGUUUCAAAAAUGGAGCAUCUAGACAAUAAUAAGAAACACCAGUGUCCCUACGAAAAAGUUCCACUCUUGUCCGAUAUAAGCACAAAUGACAACACUGGUGUCCCAAGGAUUGAAAUAAUAGAGCCUCAGAUCAAACAAUUCACACUCCCACUCACUAUAUUAGCGCUCAAAAAGAUAGAGUCAGAACCAAGUAUUUUAGAAAAACAUUUAAAACCACAACCUAAAGCCUGGGACGUUCUUGAUUCUUCAGGGCGUGAUGAUAAGCUACCCCCUUCAGAUAAAGGGAAGGAAGUUUUGAAGUCAGGUGACAAGAUGGAAAUAAUUUUGCCAGAGCAGGCAAGAAUGAAAGAUAGUCAGGAGCUCCCUCAGGUCAACUAUGCAACCAUUCCCCAAAUAAAUGUGUCAUCCAGUGAUGACAAGGAGGAUCAUAAAUUCAGAAACAUCCAAGUUCUGGAUUCUCUGCAGCAUUUAGAAAUGUCGACGGUGCCUUUGUUUGUGGUCCCGCCAAUAUCUGUCACUUGUCAUGAGAAUGAGAGUAAAGGAAAGAAAAGCAAUCACACUGAGUGGACAGAAACUGAAACUUUUGUGGUCACAGAAUACAGUCAGGGUUGCCUUGGCAACGGCAAGACAGCUAUGUCUGAAAAAACUCAAGACAAGGCAGAACAAAGUUUACCAGAGAACAUUUCUUCUAUGCCAAAUGAAAAUGUGCAAGAAAGGAGAAAUGACAGUGGGCCGUUCUUGAGUAGACCCACAGAGGAUAAUAUUUCCCUUGAAAUACUGAAGGAAAAACCCUUAAAACAGGCAAAGAUUGACAUUAGUGUAACUGUUGAAGACCUCCUCAGAAGCAGAGCCCCCAUUGAGAGACUCAUACACAAACCCCCCACUCACCCAUCACUGAGCCCUGGGAGUAUCCGUAAAUUUCUGUCCAAGGCCGCGGGAGAGCUCGAAAGUGAUGCUGGAAAGACGGUGCCUGUGAUCACAGUGGACGAACGUCAGAGUGACAAGCCGGACGAGGACACGAGCGGCGGCUCGACACCGAUGUCCUCUACGCCGACAUCGUCGCUGUCAUGCGAAAGCAGCCCGAGGCUGAAACGACGGGACAGUCUUUCACUCAUACGCUCCGCCACACCCGAGGAAUUGGCCUCAGGAGCCCGUCGCAAAAUCUUCAUUCCUAAACCUAAAGAGGAUGCGGACACAACUGCCGGUGCGCUGGAAGCUCAAAUGAAGAAGGAGAGCCCCUAUAUGUCCCCCAGCCAAGCUCGCAGAGCAGCAUUGCUCCAAGCCCCUGUGGGACAAAACACCCCCCCAACGGAGAGGCGCUCACCACUGAUGAAUCGCAGGAAGACCACACUGGAGGUACCCAAAGUAGUGGAGGAACCGCCCAAAGAGGACCCAGUUAAGUGCGUAAAAGAGGAGAAAGUUGCUGAAAAGAAGCCUGACCCUCUGAAAGCACCACAGGUCAUCCGUAAGAUCAGAGGAGAACCUUUCCCAGAUGCUUCUGGACACCUGAAGCUGUGGUGCCAGUUUUUCAACGUCCUCUCCGACUCCACCAUUAAAUGGUUCAGGGAUGAAGAGGAAAUAUUGGAGGUCAAGAGAAGUGCAGGGGACGAGACCCAAGUGGCACUGGCUAUUGUUCUGGCAGCAGGCCAGGAUUGUGGCGUUUACGGUUGCACCAUCCAGAACGAAUACGGCACAGACACCACAGACUUUCUCCUCAGCGUGGACAUUCUGUCUGAUAUACUUCUCCGAGAGGAUUUGGAAGUUGGAGAGGAGAUAGAGAUGACGCCACUGCUGUUCACCAAAGGCCUCGCCACCCCCGGCAACUGGGGCAACAAGUACUUUGGACGCAUCAUGACUGAGACGGCGCACAUCGGAGAGGGUGUCAGCCACAAAGCCAGCAGAGUGAAAGUCAUCUACGGCCUAAACCCUGUCUAUGAGUCUGGAAGUACAUGCAUCAUCAAGGUUCCGAACCCCAUCGCCUACGGGACCAAGCAGGAUAACAACCUUAUAGACAAAAAUCUAGAAAUGACAAAACAGGAAUGCAAAAUCCAGAACAUGAUCAGAGAAUAUUGUAAAAUCUUUGCGGCUGAAGCAAGAGUAAUUGAAAACUUUGGCUCUUCACUAGAAGUGAUUCCUCAGUACCUGAUGUACCGACCCGCCAACUCAGUACCGUACGCCACAGUGGAAGUUGACCUACAGGGGGUCUUCCUCAAGUAUUGUGCGAUGAAUGCGAAAGGCCGCCCGAUUGCUCAAAGUGCCUCUGAGAUGGAACAGAAAUGCAGCACCUUCCAGCAUUGGAUUCACCAGUGGACGCACGGCAAUUUACUCGUCACCCGCAUGGAAGGUGUUGAAACGAAGAUUACAAAUGUUAGAGUAGUGACCAAAACAAAAGGGUAUCAAGGGCUGGCAGACCACAGCUCUCCAGAAGUCUUUGAGCAGUUCCCAACGGUCCACCAGUGCAACUACUACUGCGGACUAAUGGGCCUUCGCCCGCUCAAGACUCAGGACCAGCAGCAGGCCAUAAAGGUAAAAGGUUCCAAAAGCCCUUUGCUCAACCGCAAGUUGACCUCAGGGUCCGGCAGCCCCCAGCCACACCGUAAAGGACACAGCCCUCAGAUGGGCCGGAAGGCUAAUAUGAGCCCAAAGGUGACGAGGAAAGUCCAGGAGACACAGGACAUUGACUCCAAUGGCAAACUCAAGCCUGCAGAAACUACUAAUACUCUUGAAAUGAGGUAGGAAAAUAUUUCAGCUGUUUAUCUCCAGCUAGAAUAACAGUAGCAGUUUCUUUUUAUUUAAAAUGACCGUGAAGUACCGUGACUACAAUAUAAAAUUGGGCAGAGGAUGCGCAGAAGUGGUAGUAUGCUUUACUCCAUCGUACCAGGCCUCAUUAGACUUGACGUUAAACUACUGAACCUAAGCACGUGCCUCAGAGUCUUAUUCGCUCCAUGAGUGGACUCUAAGCAGUACUUGUGAUAGCAGAAAUAAGUUAUCAGCAAUUGACUGAUCUUGAAGACACGCUCUUUUUGUGAGAGAGCGACAGAAAGAAAGAAAUGUCCCUUUUUUUGUGUUAAGUGGCCACGUUCAACCCCAAGUGUGAUUCCACUCUGCAUGUUCAUCUGAAAUGCAAACUCUAUGUCCAGGGGUAUCCUUUUUUUUUUUUUCAGCCCAACUUGCUUUAAUGUACAUUGCAAAUCUGGUUGCACUGUUCA